AUGACAACAGUGACGAAUGACGCACAGAAGACCCUUGUGUUUCAUACUGGACGAGCUCCAAAGGGGAAGAGAACCAAUUGGGUUAUGCAUGAGUAUCGUCCAACUUUGAAGGAUCUUGAUGGCACUUUACCUAGACAAAGUCCUUUUGUGCUGAUGAGAAACGAAGACAGGACAAGCGACGAUGAUGAGUUUGAGAAAGUCUCCAUCUCCUCUCAAACUCGCCUCAGUACUUCCGAUGGUGAUUCUGCAACUCCUCCUCUUCAGCAGAAGUUCUGCAGCAUCAAUUCCAUCAUAGCCUCUUUUCUUGAUGCUACACUAUACUGCAACAUGGUUGGUGGCCUUCAAUAA
This is a messenger RNA of Pistacia vera, 348 nucleotides long. RefSeq names its product protein NTM1-like 9. The coding region runs from base 1 to 348 and encodes 115 amino acids. Gene Ontology annotation, molecular function: DNA binding. Lineage: Eukaryota; Viridiplantae; Streptophyta; Magnoliopsida; Sapindales; Anacardiaceae. Gene Ontology annotation, biological process: regulation of DNA-templated transcription. The record is from RefSeq and is a predicted model, not a curated record. The transcript has 3 exons.